Cucumis melo (muskmelon) is the source of this 1673-nucleotide messenger RNA. RefSeq names its product RHOMBOID-like protein 2. Gene Ontology annotation, cellular component: membrane. Gene Ontology annotation, biological process: proteolysis. The record is from RefSeq and is a predicted model, not a curated record. The transcript has 5 exons. The coding region runs from base 486 to 1454 and encodes 322 amino acids. Lineage: Eukaryota; Viridiplantae; Streptophyta; Magnoliopsida; Cucurbitales; Cucurbitaceae. Gene Ontology annotation, molecular function: serine-type endopeptidase activity.
AAAUCUCACACGAAUAAACAAACACCAUCGAAGAAUAUACGUUUUCCAAGCCCCAUUACUACUAAUUACUCCAUUUUCAUACAGCUUUGAUUCAAAGUUGAAACCCCUCUGGUUGUUGCAUCAAACUUACAAAACCCACCGCCUAACAAUCAAGAAAUCAGGAAGGAAGAGCAAAAAUUUUUUAGUCUAAUAACCAAUUCUUUACAUGAUCACUUGAAUCUGUGAAAACCCCUUUUUUCCAUUUCCAUUUCUUCCAUUGAAGCAACCCCAUUUGGCCAUUUCUUCUCUCCCUUUGAAGCCACUCUCAUUCCUUCUCUCCUUUUCUCUUUCUCCUUUUCAUCUUUCAUCUUUUACCCAACUGAAACGACAAACGAAAGUUCCUUUCUGUGAAACCUUAGCAGAAAGUGAUCGCUCAUUUGGCCUUCUUAUACUCAUAGAUUGAGAGAAAGAGAGGAAAAAGUUGAGUUUCUGUGAGGAAAAAAGAAAUGGGUAGUCGAGAUCUGGAGAGAGGAGGGGCUAAAACCAAUAACGCACCUGGGUAUUACUCAAAUUCCUAUUACCAAGAAACCUCGGAGAAACAAUGGACUUCUUGGUUGGUUCCUAUGUUCGUGGUGGCUAAUGUUGCUAUGUUCAUUGUGGUUAUGUAUGUUAAUAACUGUCCUAAACACAAUCUGGGUUCUGAGGAAUGUGUUGCCAGGUUUUUAGGAAGGUUUUCUUUUGAGCCUCUUAGAGUGAAUCCUCUAUUUGGUCCUUCUUCUUCCACACUACAGAAACUGGGAGCCCUGGAAUGGGAAAAAAUCGUUCAUGGACAUCAAGCAUGGAGACUCAUCACGGGUAUUUGGCUACAUGCUGGAGUCAUUCAUUUGCUUGCAAAUAUGUUGAGCUUGGUAUUUAUUGGGAUUCGCCUCGAACAACAAUUCGGAUUCAUUCGGGUGGGAAUACUAUACUUGCUUUCGGGUUUAGGUGGAAGCAUAUUAUCUUCUCUUUUCAUACAAAACAACAUCUCUGUUGGUGCAUCUGGUGCUUUGUUUGGGCUUCUUGGUGCAAUGUUAUCAGAACUUCUGACAAACUGGACUAUAUAUACAGAUAAGGCUGCAGCUCUCAUCACACUCAUUGUAAUCAUCGUCAUUAAUUUGGCUGUUGGGAUUCUUCCUCAUGUGGAUAACUUUGCCCAUAUUGGUGGGUUCUUGACAGGCUUUCUUCUUGGCUUUGUUUUACUUCUCCGUCCUCAGUUCGGAUGGAUAGAACGACGACAUCUCCCUGCAAAUUCUCGCGCUGUACCCAAGCACAAGCUUUACCAAUAUAUUUUAUGCUUUGUGGCCCUCGCUCUUCUAAUUGUCGGAUUCACGAUGGGGUUGGUAAUGCUAUUUCGAGGCGAAAACGGAAACAACCAUUGCAGCUGGUGUCAUUAUCUAAGUUGUGUGCCAACAUCAAAAUGGGAAUGCGGGAAUUGAUCAUUACACAUUGUAUAAUAUGUAUACUUCUGACCUUGUUUUCAUAUUUGUUUUUUUAUUCCAUCUUAGAUGUCAAUGGAAGUGUUUGUUAAUGAUUCCAGCAUAUUUCCAUUUGUUUUCUUACUUAAAAGAACACUGUAUGUAGAAAAAAAGAGAUAAAUUUCUUUUUGUGAACUCUUAAUUAAUGGUAUAGUGGAUCACUUCAUUCUUUUUUUUGCA